Molecule: messenger RNA, 1111 nt
Organism: Triplophysa dalaica
Lineage: Eukaryota; Metazoa; Chordata; Actinopteri; Cypriniformes; Nemacheilidae
Gene: ccl20b
Product: chemokine (C-C motif) ligand 20b
Exons: 4
Coding region: 144-434 (96 amino acids)
Biological process (GO): positive regulation of GTPase activity; cellular response to interleukin-1; cellular response to tumor necrosis factor
Cellular component (GO): extracellular region
Molecular function (GO): CCR chemokine receptor binding; chemokine activity
Source: RefSeq, a predicted model, not a curated record
GAGGGUAAACGUAGUUUCUGGGGGUGGGGUAAACCCCAUUUGACGUGUAUAAAUUAAAGGAGGGCUGGUGCAUAUCUCCACAAGGUCUUUGGAUUGGUUUGGAUUUCUCCUUAACUGAACUUGAACACUAACUCUUUUCAAAGAUGUUGAACAUUAAAAUCUGCACAUUGUGCCUCAUCUUAUUUGUCCUUUUCAGCACGGAGACAGAGGCAGCAAGAUGUUGCCUCAACUAUCGUAAAUCACCGAUAGACUGUCGAAAUAUGAAAGGCUACUAUAUCCAGGACAUCACCAAAAGAUGUGACAUCCCUGCAAUUGUCUUUCAGACGGUGACAGGAAGAUUAAUAUGUGCAGACCCAAAGGAAAACUGGACUCAAAACCGAGUCUCAUGCCUGAAAAUGAAGGCAGAAAAAAUGAAGAGUGUCAAUAUGUUUUAGGAUGUCUACAGUGCGCAAAAAGAAGUUUAAUAAAACAUAUAUUUGUUACAGCUAGUGUGAACCUGUUAAAAAUGUGUUGGUUUGUAAGCCUCUUAUGGGAUGUUGUUAAUAAAUUUGGAAAGUUUUGUGUUUUAUAAGACAAAAUGUUUUUUUACAGCUUGUUACACUCACUGUAAAAUAUAUGUUAUAUAUUAAUAUAUUAUUGAUAUUAUAUUCUGCAGACAGCCUUAAUUUGUCCCUGGCUUUAGUUGCUUUUCUUAUAAUUUAUAGUUGAACCAAUUGACCAAACCUAAAAAUGUCAGGCAGCUUAUGAAGUUAAGUUUUUAGGUUAAAGUUUGUAAAUGUUUUUUUUUAAAUAAUGGUUUAUAUUUUAAUAUGGAUUUAAAAUGUGUACGUAUUUAAGAGACACGCAUAUUAGAGAUUAUUCCACAUGGUUUCUGUAAAUUAAAUGUUAAAAGUUGUAUAUUGAACGUAUGUUCUUAUGUUCAGAACGUUCUCUUUUGUGGAACGGCCUAGUGCUGACCUCUUCUGUUCAAAGCUAGUAUAGUAAGCUAUGUGUUUUUGCCUUUGGGUGAAAUUAAAUAUUCAAUGUAAUUGUUUAAACUAAUUGUAAAUUAAAUUUUAAUAAUUUUUAUUUGCUGUUGUAUUUCUAAAUAAACGUCCUUCAUUUCACUUUU